Messenger RNA from Alternaria novae-zelandiae, 945 nucleotides. RefSeq lists its product as uncharacterized. Gene Ontology annotation, cellular component: U2 snRNP; U2-type spliceosomal complex. The coding region runs from base 1 to 945 and encodes 314 amino acids. The transcript is spliced from 3 exons. Lineage: Eukaryota; Fungi; Ascomycota; Dothideomycetes; Pleosporales; Pleosporaceae. Gene Ontology annotation, molecular function: RNA binding. The record is from RefSeq and is a predicted model, not a curated record.
AUGUCCAGUUACAGAACCGAACUCGACGACUUCAUGGGGGGUCGGAGGUUCGACGAGUUUGACGGCCCUCUGCCUUCCUCCCGCUCUCCGUCCGCACCCGCCGAUAUGGCACCGCCAGAGCCGCAAGCUGGCAAGAAGCGCAAAGCCGAGAAGGAGCCUGAGGCGAACAAAAAGCCCAAGGUCAUGGAGAACAAAGCGAUCUGGAUCUCUAAUCUUCCGCCAGACACUACGAAGGAGGAGCUCGAGGAGGAGUUCUCCCGAUACGGCAUGAUCGACAAGGGCGCCAACGGCGAGCCGCGAAUCCGACUAGAAGAGAAGGAUGGCAGGUUCACAGGCAACGCGAUGAUCGUGUACUUCAAAAAAGAGGCGAUUGUCAACGCAGUCAAGCUCGCCGAUGACUACCCUCUGCGCCUUGGCGAGACCGAGCACGGCAACAUCCACGUUGAGCCUGCCAGCAUGGAGUAUAAAAAGGAGAAGGACGGUGAAAAGGUGGCAUCAAAGCUUACACGUCGCGAUCGUAAGGCGACCGAACGUAACAGGCAAGAGCUCAACCGGAAGCUGAACGAGUGGUCUGACAACGAGGACGAAGUUGCUAAGACCUUCGUGGCAAAGAAAAACAAGUGGGCCAAGGUCGUCAUCAUCAAGGGCAUGUUCGACGUGAACGUAAUGAGGACCGAUCCGGAUAACUAUGACCAUGUCUACGAGGAUACGAUGGAGCCCGCUGCGAAGUUCGGCACAGUCACCAAGGUCACCAUCUGGGACUUGGAACCUGAGGGCAUUGUCACCGUCCGCUUCAAGGAGUUCGAGGACGCAGAGGCGUUUGUGGCCAACAACUUCGGCGGCCGCAAAUACAACGGCAGCCAUCCCCAGCUUUCGCUUGCCGAGGACAAGCCCCGUUUCAAGAAGUCCGGCCGUGGUGAUAUCUUCGGUAGCGAGUCAGAGUAA